Didymodactylos carnosus is the source of this 795-nucleotide messenger RNA. The record is from the annotation of a GenBank genome assembly. Lineage: Eukaryota; Metazoa; Rotifera; Eurotatoria; Philodinida; Philodinidae.
AUGUCAGAAUUUUGUCGGAAUUUGGGAGAAGAUGCGGCUACCAGUGUUUCGUCAGCUAUGGCAAUGGCUGCGAGUACAUCGAUUCGAAUUACAAAGUUUAAUCGUCCAUCAACAAUUCGCUCUCGUAUUCAACGGCCACAACGUGAAGCAACAGCUCUAGAUCAUGAUGAUGAACUGUUAGAAUAUGCGAUGGCUGUAGAACAAGAAGAUGAAGGCGACACGGAUAACAAUAAUCGUAUGAAUGGAGAUGAUGAAAAUUCAGAUGAAAGUGUCAAACCAUUUCGACUCGAAGAUUCAGUGUUAGACGAAGAACCUAGUCUUGAUCGUGGUUUAGCAAGUGCAUUACGUCUAGCAGAACAAAAGGGUUAUUGGGAAAAAGGCAAAGGACGACAAAAUGCUCGUAUGACAAGUGAAAUAUCGGUGAAACAUUUCACUAUUGAAGAAAAAAAUUAUUAUGAUAUCGACGAUAAAUAUGCACGACGUGACCGAUAUUCUGGUCCGUUGAUAGAUUUCAAAGAAAAGGAAGCCUACAGACCAGAAGUGAAAUUAGAAUAUGUUGAUGAUACUGGACAACGAAUGAAUAGAAAAGAAGCAUAUCGAUAUUUAUCACAUCGAUUUCAUGGAAAAGGAUCGGGUAAAAAGAAAGAAAAACAAACGAAAAAAUUAAUAGAAGAAGAGUUAAUGAAAAAAAUGAGUAGUGUUGAUACACCGUUAAAUACAGUUGCUCUAUUACAAAAGAAACAAGCUCAACUACAACAACCUUAUAUUAUUCUGAGUACAACAAGAAUAAAAUAG